Molecule: messenger RNA, 588 nt
Organism: Xenia sp. Carnegie-2017
Lineage: Eukaryota; Metazoa; Cnidaria; Anthozoa; Malacalcyonacea; Xeniidae
Product: microtubule-associated proteins 1A/1B light chain 3A-like
Exons: 4
Coding region: 73-438 (121 amino acids)
Biological process (GO): cellular response to nitrogen starvation; autophagy of mitochondrion; autophagosome assembly
Cellular component (GO): cytosol; autophagosome membrane; autophagosome
Molecular function (GO): ubiquitin protein ligase binding
Source: RefSeq, a predicted model, not a curated record
CUGGUUGAUAAAGAAAGCAAUAUUUAUUUUUUAUUGAACGAGUUUCUUCCGACAAACCGCAUCUUAUGAAGAAUGAAUCAAACUUAUAAAUCAUUUAGGGAAAGAAAAUCCUUCGCGGCGAGAAAACGCGAUUCUGAUGGCAUUACAAAGCAGUAUCCUGACAAAAUCCCAGUGAUUGUUGAAAAAUAUGUAUCAGAGAAAAGUUUACCAAUCUUGGACAAAAUUAAGUAUUUGGUUCCAUCAGAUUUGACCAUGAGCAAUUUGGCUGGAAUCAUAAGAAAACGACUUCAACUUAGCCCAACCCAGGCGUUUUAUCUCAUGGUGAAUGAACGAAACAUGGUAAGCAACAGUGUUACCAUUGGUGAAGUAUACCGCAGUGAGAAACAUGAAGAUGGCUUCCUCUACAUGGUUUAUGCAUCCCAAGAAACCUUUGGUUGAGACAAAAAUUUUGUAAAUACUUGUCACUGGGAAUGGGAAAGAAAAAAUAGCUGACAUAAAUUUAUUAUCAAAAAAAAACAAAUUGAUGCAUUUUGGUUCUCAAUGGGUCAUGUAAUAUAUUAAAACGUUGUUUUAAAAUUGCCACCACAA